Arabidopsis thaliana (thale cress) is the source of this 1856-nucleotide messenger RNA. RefSeq lists its product as hypothetical. The record is from RefSeq and is marked reviewed. Lineage: Eukaryota; Viridiplantae; Streptophyta; Magnoliopsida; Brassicales; Brassicaceae. The transcript has 2 exons. The coding region runs from base 23 to 1615 and encodes 530 amino acids.
CGUUCUCUGUUAACAAUCUCCAAUGGCUGAGAGUACAAAGUCAAAAAAGCUAAGUGUGAGACUUCUCAUAGAUGAACUGAAGAACAAGGUUGUCUUGGCUGAAUCUGGUAAGGAUUUUGUUGAUGUUCUCUUUAGUUUUCUCGCUCUUCCCAUGGGAACUAUUGUUAGAUUGCUUGAGAAACAUCAAAAAUCGCCUCAAGUGGGUAUAGGAUGUUUCAACAAUCUUUACAAAAGUGUUUCAGAGAUGGAUCUUGAGAGUUUUCAGACAGAAGCAUGUAAGCAAGUUCUACUGUAUCCUAGGAGUGUGAAUCUUGAGAAGUUCAGAAAUAUGAAGUUGAAAAUUGAUGACACUAGGGCUGUUAAGUACUUUGUUUGCUCAGGCUUUAAAGAAUCCUGCAGACAUCAUUAUAGCAUUUCGAACACGGAGGAAUGUGAAUGUGGAGAAAUUGUUGACUCGAAGGUUGUCAAAAGAGUGAUGAAUCGGGAGAUUAAGGGACUUGAAGAAGAGCAAGUUCAAGGAAGGAUUUUGAGAAAGGAUAAUGAUGGAGUUUUUUUCAGCUGUAAAGCUUCUUCUUUCAUUAUAACAGAUGAUCUGAAAGUGGAGGCGAGCUCUAUGGAUAAUGUUUUGAAUACUCUCAGAGGCUUAGGCUACGCAGAUACUUCCAAGCUCAGUGAAAUACUUCUUCAUGUCGGUGUCAGUGAGGUAUUUUUUACUGUAUCAUCUUACGUUGGUCUUCGUAGUUUGAAUAUAUAUGUUUUGUUGAGUGUUUGUUUGUGUCAUCAACAGGUACUGACUUUGCUGGAAUGUUUCUUUACUUCGGACCUUCCUUUAACCGACACUUUUCUGAAGAAGCAAAGCUCAUUGCAAAUGAUCAGAUCUCGUAUACCUCUAAGUCCAACUUUGCAAGGAUCUGGAGAUGGAGCAGUACCAGGCCAAACCAUAACUUUUAAAGCAUUUGUUAGAAAACCGAACAUCAAGAUUCUCUGUGUUGAAUGUGGAGCAGACUUCAUUGAUCUUCUUUUCACUUUUCUAGCUUUGCCACUUGAAUCUGUCUGGAACAUCUCUGCAGGGAAUAUCAGUUUAGGUUGUAUUGGAAACUUAUUCAGAAGCUUCAAGAGAAUUGAUGCUUCAUCCUCUUCCAAAACCAAGCUUCCUUCGUUUUAUAGUUGCCCUAAACAGUUACUUGAUGUCGUCACUGAGCAACAAGAGAUCUAUUGCAGUUUCAAGUGUGUCGUUGAAACUAAUAAUGAGUAUGACUUUAAGUUCACUAGAAAGAUGCCUCCUCGUCCGAAUUCUCUGAAGGAAAAGAACCAGAACAUGUUUUUCACCAAUAAAACAUCAGUUUUAUAUUUGACUAGUUUUGGGUUUAUGAAGCAAAACACAAGGUUUUUGGUAACUGAUGAUUUGGUUAUCAAACCGAAGAACUUGGUCUCAAACAUUAGUUUGCUAAAGUUGAACAUGCACUUGGAUAAAGAAGAUGUUGAAGAACAUGUGAUCACCAUUGGGAAACUAGAGGCUAUCAGUUUGUUAAGAGCUUCCCUGAUGACAUCCUCAGCUUUAACUAGUUCUUUCUGGAGCUUAAUCUCGAAGAAGGCCAAAGCAGAGACUCAGUAGUUAUGUUCAUCAAUAUGUUCCAUCUUCUAUUUUAACUUUUAUCAAAAAACACAAUUUGUCGUCAUGCUUAUCUUCUUACUGAAUAAAUUACAUUGAACCUGAGUCAAUUAAUUAUGAUGGACUGCUCCAGAUGGCUAAGGUUAACUUUAUAGUUUUCAAUGAACCAUUGUUAUAGUCUUAUAAACCAAUGGUUUCAAGUAUUUUGUUAAUUAUUAUCUUAAAAUAAAAUUUAUUUUGUCUU